ACGGACCGCUCCCUUUGGUCUGGUCUUUAUCCUUUACUGUCGCGGCGAAUUGACGAAUUGUCUAAACAAGUCCCACAGCGACCUAACUAGAUCAUGUGAUGAGGAUGAAUUGGAGUUUCAUCUGCUUUAAUAAACCAGCUAUUCAUAUACAAAUUAUGAAUAUUAUUUUAAUGACUGACGACUACCGGAAUAUCUGAAGAUAAGUUGCUAACGUAGCCGUUUUGCCUCGCUAUGUUUGUGCUACUGGAAAUGUUAGCUCCAAGCUAGCUAGACGUUAUUAGUGAUUUAUUUGGCUACCGUCCGAGCGUGUCGCUGGUUCAGAGCAAGAAGUGGCAUCAUGUCCAACACCGACAUGUCUUCUAAUGCGGUCGAAAACCAUCCAGUUUUGGGACAAACAUCAUGGACUUGCACUUCCCAGGACCAUCAGCUGGCAGAUAUUCUUCUACCUGUUCACAUUAACGGCAACACUGACCUCACCCAGGCUGACAGAGAAACACCAAAAGGCUGUGCCCCAGUUCUGCUGGAGCAGGUGGAAGAGGGCUCUCCAUGUGUCAUCACCCUGCAGUGUCCCCCUCAGUGUCCUGCUGUCAUCUCCAGCCUCCUGAUAGUCAGUGAGGCUCGCACCGUGGAGGUCUACUCCCAGUCAGGGGACUACUGUGGCACCUGCAGAGGGGAGAGAGAGGCCAGCACAGAGCAGCACAGUGCAGAACGGGGGCCCUUCUACAGGAAACACAUGGAACUGGACUGUCCAUCCAGAGCAUGUGACGUCAAGCUACUGUCCCUAGGUGGACGGACCAGUGUGGUUGUGAUGAGGGUGGUGAUGGGACUGCGACCUCUGGAGCCCACAGAUGCUUCUGUCCCCUGCCCGGGGCCUGGACCAGACCUGGGCCUGGGUCUGGGUCUGGGUCAGAGCAUCGACAUGGAGCGUGUCCAGUCCAUGGUCCAGGAGAUGGGUACCAGCCUCUCACCUGGGGCUCAGAGCCUCAUGGACAUGGUACAGAUCCAGCAGAAGAACCAAACAGAUGUGCUCGGGGGCUUCCUGCCUCUCCUUAUGGGCAGUGGGGCUCUCUCUGCCCUGGCUAGAGGAACCAGAUUCCCUGGAGCACCAGGCACCAUGGCCCAGCCUCCAGGCACCACAGGACCAACAGACCCAGUCCCACCGACCCAGAACGAAGCCCUUUCAGGAGGAGACUCCCCUGGUCUUGCUCUCCAAGACGGAGGCGCUGGCACCACCCCCUCCCCCUCCUCCUCCACCAGCCUAGCCAACCAGGCCAGGCUGGCAGACAUGAUGUCACCCUUCCUGAGUGGCUCGCCAGGACAGGGACGGGGGCGCAGCCUCUGCCCCCUCAGCCCCGACCUCCUCCCCAUGCUGCAGAGUGUGUGUGGCCAGGUCACGCAGCUACGCCUUGAGGACGCCGCCGCCAAGGAGGAGGAGAGGAAAGCUAACGGGCCGCGUGUGGAGCAGGGCUGCUGCAGAGGGCUUGACGAGGUGUUGGAGCUUCGCCUGGAGCAGAUGGAGAGGAGGCUGAAGGAGCACAUGGACCAGCGCCUGGACGCCCUGGAGGUCAGACUGCAGAAGGCCCUACUGCAGGCCCUGCCCCUGGUCACCCUGAGCCAGCCUGCCAAGACCAGCUCUGUAGCCCCCCCUGACCACAUCCACCCACCCCAGACCCUGAAUGGAACAUAACAGAUCCUCAUGUCAAAGCCUGGAUCCUGCACUGACAUGAGCCCCCAGCCUUGUCCCCAGCCCUAUCCCCAGCCCCAGCCUUGUCCCUACCCCCUUCCCUGUCUCCAGCCCCCUGCUCCUGCCUUAUCCGCUGCACUGAAUCCAUACUCAUCGGCUCCAACCCAGAUACUGACCCAGUCCUUGAUUCCUUGCACUAUUCCAACUGAUCUGGUCAUGACUUUAGUUUGACCACUUACUGUACAUGUUUGUAACAUAAUAUUAUUGUCUGCCUGCCUGUCUGUUUGUGUGAUUGAGUUAAACCUCUUACUUACUCUGUAGCAUCACAGACGGUUUCUGAGAACUGUAUGAACAAUGUUGUACUGAUUAUGAACUGUAUGAACCAGAGUGAACAUUAAAUAUAUUUA
Messenger RNA from Hypomesus transpacificus, 2091 nucleotides. RefSeq names its product chromosome 13 C10orf88 homolog (gene c13h10orf88). The transcript is spliced from 8 exons. The record is from RefSeq and is a predicted model, not a curated record. NCBI's taxonomy places the organism in Eukaryota, Metazoa, Chordata, Actinopteri, Osmeriformes, Osmeridae. Bases 338 to 1687 code for a protein of 449 amino acids.